This is a messenger RNA of Zingiber officinale, 3530 nucleotides long. RefSeq names its product WEB family protein At5g16730, chloroplastic-like. Lineage: Eukaryota; Viridiplantae; Streptophyta; Magnoliopsida; Zingiberales; Zingiberaceae. Gene Ontology annotation, biological process: reciprocal meiotic recombination. The transcript is spliced from 3 exons. The coding region runs from base 218 to 3352 and encodes 1044 amino acids. The record is from RefSeq and is a predicted model, not a curated record.
UAGUUUCAAUGCGAUACCCACUUUUUCAGAGACACAGCAGCGGUAGCCUUCGCCUUUUCCGAGAGAGACCUAAUCGUAUAAUUUCUCCUGCCCAAUUCUCUCUUCCUCAUACUUCCCGAGCCUUCUUGGCCUGUCGGACGGCAUUUGUUCUUCACACUUCCGCUUCCUUCCGCUGCCGCUGGUCUCGCGUCGCAUUCCUUCCGACGGGUGAUCGACGAUGUUCUACUCUAAAUCUAAAUCUGGUUUAUCUGAUGCUUCGAUUAACAGAGGUGCACCGACCACUCCCAAGGCUAGUAAAUCAGGAAAGUCUGGAUCCAUCAAGGCAGAUCCUGCUUUGCCUUCUCCUCAACAGCCAGCACGCCUUUCAAUCGAUCGUUCCCUAAAAUCAGUCGAUGCAAAGACUAACAUCGAGCAGUACCGGUCACCCAAGAUCACCACUCCUGAUAAGCAACCAAGGCUGAUAAAAGGAUCAGAGUUGCAGGGACAACUGAGUGCAAUUCAGGAUGAAUUGAAGAAGGCAAAGGAGAGAUUGGCAUCUGUUGAGAAGGAGAAAAUCCAAAUUCUCGAGGAACUAAGGUAUGCUAAGGGAUGUGCCAAUGAGGCGAAUGACAAACUUCAGGAUGCUCUUGUUGCUCAAAGGAUUGCGGAGGAAGCUUCUGAGAUUGACAAGUUCCGGGCAGAUGAAUUGGAGCAAUCUGGCAUUGAUGAUGCACUAAAGAAGGAAGAUGAGUUGCAGAAGGAGCUUGAAAUUGUUCAAAACCAACAUGCCAUGGAUGUUGCAGCACUUCUAGCGACGACUAAGGAGCUGCAAAGAGUGCAAAAUGAACUUUUGAUGACGACCGAGGCAAAGAACAGCGCUUUGAAACACGCUGAUGAUGCCAUGAAGAUUGCUGAGAUCAAUGCAGAGAAAGUGGAGUUGUUGUCCAAGGAAUUUAACCGCUUAAUAGUGUUUCUUGAUUCAGUGCAGGAGUGUAAGAAUACAGAUCCUCCAGCACACAAUGGAUUCCUUUCCAGAGAAGUUAGCCAUUCACAAGCAUUGCUUGAUGUUUCGCAGGAGUGUGAGAACAAAGAACCUUCAGUUCUUGUUGCGAACGGAACAAACUUGUGUGAGCAAUCAAACUUAGUUCGGGACCGUUUAAAGAAGGAAAUUGAAAGAUUGGUUUCUGUUGACGCCAAGAAGAACAAGCAGGUAGAAGAUUUACAAGCACAAUUAAACUUAGUUCAGGAAGACUUGACGAAGGCAAAUGAACUAUUGGCUUCUGUCAAAGUAGAGAAGACUCUCAUUUUAAAGGAAUUAAAGGAAGCCAACAGUUUGGUUGAAGAAACAAGUGAUAAACUCAAGGAGAAUUUUGCUGCUCAAAGGAGGGCUGAGGAGGCUUUGGAAACCUACAAGAUCCAUUUAACUAAGUUGGAACAGGAAAGCAUUGAAAGUGUUCAGAAGAGAGAAGAUUUGAAGAAAAAGCUUGACACUGUUGAAAAGAGGAAUGCUUUGAAUACUGCCACUUUGAUUUCAACCAUGAAGGAGCUUGAACAGGUGAAACAUGUACUUUCAUUGGCCAUUGAUGCAAAAGACACUGCACUAACUCUGGCUUGUGAUGCCAUGACGAGUUCUGAAAUCAAUUCAGAAAAGGUAGAGUUCCUCUUAAGUGAAGUUGAACAUUAUAAGUCCUUGCUAAAUUCGAAGAUGGGGUUGGAAUCUGAGCUAUUAGCAGUGAAGAAGGAACUUGAAAACGCAAAGGCCACUGAAACCAGGUUGGUAGAGAUGGAAGUGCUAGUAGAAGCACUUACAGUUGAGGUCAGUGAUGCAAAGAAUUCAGUAUCAGAAAUUAGUUAUCUUGUGGAUCAAUGGAAGAAGAAAGCAGAGCUGCUAGAAGCUCAAUUAGAGGAGACAAGUGAGUCUAGGAAAUCUUCAUUGGAGACUCUUGCUUCAGUUAAGCAACAACUUGAGGAUUGCUAUGCCCUCUUGCAGGAUAAAGAGUGUGAGUUUUCUGUUCUUAUAGGCAAGGUGGACUCACUAAAUCUUGAGGUUUCUAAGCACGAAGCUGAACUUGAUGGAUCUAAUCAGAAAUUGGUUGUAGCACAACAGGAAGCAGCAGAAAUGGAGAAAAUGAUUGCACUAUUGAAAUCGGACCUUCAAAUUAUGGAAAAGUCAAAAAUUCAGGCAUUGAAUGAUGAGAAGAUAGCAAAAUCAAAUAUUGAAUGCCUGACAGAACAAAGGGAAAAUUUGGAAAAUGAGCUAGAUAUAAGUCGGUGCGAACUUGAGAAAGCUAAGAAGGUGAUGGAAGGCUUGGCUUCAGCAUUCCAUGAAGUAUCAACAGAAGCACACGAAAUACAAGAAAAAUUCUUAUGCAAACAAGCAGAGGUUGAGGACUCCCAUGCUCAGAUUGAGGAGUUGAGAAUGACUAUUAUGAAAAAUCAAGAAAGUUAUGAGGAAAUGCUGGAAAAGUUGAAAAACGAGAGAGUCUGCCUUCAAGACACUCUCGUAAGAUUUGAAAUGGUGUUUGAAAAUUCUGUAUCUGACUGGGAUUUAAAAGCUCUUGAUUUCUUAAAUUCUAUCAAAAGAUCAGAGGAGGAGAUUGUCACAAUGAAAGUAGACAUGGACGAAAUCAGUGUCUCUCUGAAAGCAGCAGACAUGAGGAUAAAAGCUGCUAAAGAUAAUGAAAUCCAGCUGAUGGAUAAGCUACAGCAUUUUGAGUCAAAAGCAAGUAUCUUCAAAGUAGAAGCAGACGAAGCUAAGGCUGAGAAACUGCAGCUGAUGGAGCUGUUAUUGGUUACACAGAAUGAUCUGCUAAGUAAAAUUCAGGAGAACAAUGACCUCAAGAUCCGAGAAACUUCAGCCUUAGACAAGGUUCAAGAACUUUCUUCACAGCUAGCUGAGGUCGCUGCCAAGAAGGCAAUGCCAAAUGGUGAAAUAUCAAAAAAUGUGAAUCGGUUUGAUUUAGCAAUGCGAUUUGUUUCCCUUGAGGAAACUACUUAUGAUGAGCAACUCAAUUCAGAAGUACCACCGGAAAAGCAAGAGGAACAUAGCAAUGGUUUUGAAACAAUCCAAGAAGUGAAGAGUAAAAACAAUGCUCCAGAAGAAGUACAAGUAGACACGGAAUCUAAGUCAUGCGAAAAUGGCAAGACCAUGGAAAAGGAUUUGUCAAUGGAGAGAGAGUAUGAGGUUGAUUCAAUGAAUGAUGAAUCAGACAUGAAGGAUGGCGCCAACUGGAAUGUGGAAAAUGGAUUGCCAUCAGAUAACAUCCAAAAUGACAGAGCCUCACCGAAUAAGCAGGAACAGCAGCAAAAGAAAAAGAAGGCUUUCAUGCAGAAAUUUGGGAGUAUAUUGAAAAAGAAGAGCAACCUCAAGUAGAAGCAGAACCGACUAAGUUUCUUGCAUUACAAUUCAGUAAUGUGUUUGGGUUUCAGCAUUUCCUACCUGGAUAAACUUCUGAUUGCUCAUUUGUAGUCUUAAAUUGUUUUCCCAUAGUGCUUGUAUUCAAAAUUGUUUGCUUCUGUCUAGUGAAUCCAAAGUUUGUGCCUUCUUUAAA